AUGGAUCCUAACACCAAUGUGUCUACUCAAGUACUUCUACCCCCUCGUAACUGGAAAUCAAGUGGGCUGAUCCCCGCGGUGGUUUUGUCCUUUUGCUUUCUCCUGGGAACUCCUGGUAACAUUGCUGUGAUUAUUCUGAAGCCUAACUGGCAGAACAUGUCUCACCUGAGUCGGUGUUUGAUGCUGAAUCUGGCAGUUUCUGACCUGCUAUCUCUGCUGACUCUCCCCAUGUGGAUUUACACUUUGCUACAAAGCUGGACAUUCGGCGAGGUGCCUUGUAAGCUUCUGGGUUAUCUUGUGUACUGUAGCCUUUAUGGAAGCCUGUUGAUUGUGACGGCUUUAAGUGUGCAGCGCUACAUUGUGGUAGUGCAACGACGGAGGUGGAUUCAGGUACAUCAAAGACUGUUGAUGGUUCUGCUUUGGAUUGUUGCUAUGAUCCUGUCUAUCCCUGCUUUGGUGUUUGAACAACUGGGAACUAACAAGGACUGGACGUACUGCUACCCUCAGUUUUCAUCCAAAGCUCAGGGAGUGGCAGUGCUACUGUUAGAGACCACAUCUGGAUUUGCUUCCAUUUUUGUGGUUGCCUAUUCCUACAUUUGCCUCCACAGGAAAGUUACCCAGGCAGCCUUUUUCAAUUAUCCACAGACAACCAGGCUACUAACUAGUAUUGUUAUAAGUAACUUUGUACUUUGGACUCCUCUUCAUGCUAUAAACAUGUUGGCCUUGGGAUCUAUAAGCUUCAAUAAUAAAAGUCUGUUGGAGUUUUGUAUAGAUAUAUGGGACAUUGUCAAAGCCCUUGCAUUUCUAAAUAAUUGCUUUAAUCCACUGCUGUAUGCCUUUACUUCUCAGAAAAUUUGCAUUGUUUGUCAAAACCAGGAAAAUUUACAACGGAUAAGAAUUUCACAAACACAGGAUGCAACUACAACUGCAGAAGCUUCGAUUGACAUUUGA
Cyprinodon variegatus (sheepshead minnow) is the source of this 951-nucleotide messenger RNA. RefSeq names its product atypical chemokine receptor 3-like. Gene Ontology annotation, biological process: G protein-coupled receptor signaling pathway; immune response. The record is from RefSeq and is a predicted model, not a curated record. The transcript has a single exon. Gene Ontology annotation, molecular function: G protein-coupled receptor activity. Gene Ontology annotation, cellular component: membrane. The coding region runs from base 1 to 951 and encodes 316 amino acids. NCBI's taxonomy places the organism in Eukaryota, Metazoa, Chordata, Actinopteri, Cyprinodontiformes, Cyprinodontidae.